AUGCAACUGAUACGCCUGGAAACUGCAGUCAUACUUGGGAUCAUUGUUGUUCAGAUAUCCAGCAUCAGCUUUUCAUCUGCACCCUCUGACUGUCUGGCUGCUGUGGACACCUGCAUGUCAAAUCUAUGCAAGUGGAGUAAAGAGGCGUUUAAUGGCAACGUCUGUGAGGAUGAGGAGUGCCAAAUAAAAGGCUCAGAGAUCUGUAACUUGACCAUCCACACUGUAUUGAACCAAUUUCCCUCUCUGCACAUGUGUGUGUGUGCCUGGGAGGAGGAGCUUUGUGACUCUAUUCAAGCACUGGCCACACAAUGCCACCAAAAGCCAGGAGCUCAGCAGAAGAGGAGCACCAUGAUGGACUGGCAGUCAAGCAGUUUAAUAGGCUAUGUACCUGAUGGUGCUGGGUCCUGUCUGGAUCAAGUGACAAUUUGCAUCAGUGAUGCAGUUUGCAACAGGUACCUGGCACCUGUUCUUCAGGCAUGCACGGCACAGCAGUGCGACCGCUGUCAACAAGUGACUCAGCAGUUCUAUGGCAGCAUGCCACGCAAUGUUGCAGAGAUGCUGGUCAUGUGCGAGUGUGAGGCUUCAGAUCAGUUUUGUCUGCCUAUGAAAACUGCUCUGCACAGCGGCACAUGCAGAGAGGAGACCUGGUUCUGCCAGGAUACCGUUAACCAGUGCGUUGAUGACAGUUACUGCAGAGACCUGUUAAGAACUCUCCGAGUCAAAUGCUGGAGCCCUGAAGAAGCACAAUGCAGCGACAGUGACCUCCAGAAUGAUGAAUGCUUUUCCCAGAUGGAUCCAGCUCUCAUGCUUGGUGCUAAUUCUGAAUGUAAAACUGCCUUCUUGGCUACCAUGGGCACAGCACUUCACUAUCCCUGUACAUGCGAAGGAAUGCGCAAUGAUGAUCAUCUGAAGUGCAACAUGAUUCGUGAUGUGUUUCAUAAUAGAUCGCACUUCAAGUCAUCUUGGAAAAGCGGUGGCGGUUCGACUAAACCUCCUGCAACUGAUGAAUCUGAGCAAGGUCUAACAUGGUCACAUGAUUAUCUCCUGUAUGGGUUUGCAACUGUGUUGCUUAUUGGAGUUGUCAUAUUAAUGCCUUUAGCUGUUAUCAGUAAAAUAUGUAUGCUGAAAAGAAGAGAUAAAACAAAAUUUCACCAUCCGAAGAAAAACAAUUGUGUUGUUAUUAUCUGA
Plectropomus leopardus (leopard coralgrouper) is the source of this 1188-nucleotide messenger RNA. It is a transcript of the gene gfral, whose product is annotated as GDNF family receptor alpha like. NCBI's taxonomy places the organism in Eukaryota, Metazoa, Chordata, Actinopteri, Perciformes, Serranidae. Gene Ontology annotation, cellular component: signaling receptor complex; external side of plasma membrane. Gene Ontology annotation, biological process: nervous system development. Gene Ontology annotation, molecular function: signaling receptor activity. The record is from RefSeq and is a predicted model, not a curated record.